Acanthaster planci (crown-of-thorns starfish) is the source of this 2893-nucleotide messenger RNA. RefSeq lists its product as uncharacterized. The record is from RefSeq and is a predicted model, not a curated record. Lineage: Eukaryota; Metazoa; Echinodermata; Asteroidea; Valvatida; Acanthasteridae. Gene Ontology annotation, cellular component: endoplasmic reticulum membrane. Gene Ontology annotation, biological process: negative regulation of ERAD pathway; positive regulation of autophagy; negative regulation of retrograde protein transport, ER to cytosol.
UGAUGUCAGUACCAUUCUUGCCUGCCGAGCAUAUUAAGGAGGCCUUCCACUACCUUCAGGCCCAAGCAUUAAAUCAUCCUCUCCAACUACUCUGCCAGUAUAUUGAGGCAACUUAGCUGCAGCACAGCACUUGGGUGCUGCAAACUGGUCGGUGCUCAUGUGAGCCAUACGCACUAACAACGAUGUUGAAGGGUGGCAUCGUCGGCUGAAUGAGAGGGCAGGCCACCAGUUUGUCCUAUUUUACACAGUUGUUGCACUGCUUCACAGCAAGAGAAAUCUUAAACUAUGGGUGCAUGCAUGCCUUGUUUGUUUGGCACUGCAGAUGAUUAUGAUCAAAACCAACCAGAUGAGGAGACAAGACGUAAACAGCAAGCAGAAGCAGCAGAGAAACGUUUCAAGCAGGAGGAGUCCAGGGGAUUAGCAGACCCAGAGGGAGCGAAGAAACGACGACAACAAAAGGAAGAAGCUGAGAGGAAAGCAGAAGAACUGGAGCAGAAAGGAGGUGGUGAAAACAAACUGUCUUGGCAAGUUGGCUGAGAGAUGCAGGUUUCCUGUACCAGAAGAUGAACACUUCAUUGAGAAAUCUACUGAUAACCUGCCCAUCUGCUAUAUUUUGUAUAUAUCAAUGAACAUGCACAUAUAUGCUAUUUAUUUGAAAAAUUGCAAUGUUGAUUGGGCCAUUAUAUCUUAGCCUUUUGUUAUUGAUGUUUUACUUAUUUUAUUUCAUAUUUUUGUAAGCAUAAAUCAUAAGCAGAUGACAGAAGUUCUUUUCCAACAUGUUGUACAGUGCAGAUCAUCUCAAAUUGCAACAUGUUUUCAUUUCUUGAUUUUGCAAUCUGUUGUAUGUAUUAAAUUUCCAAUAAACACUUAAUAGAUUUUGAAAAUCAUUGGAUUAAAUGGAUGUUUGAUAGCUGUAUUGUCACUUUGCAAAUUUAAUUUACUGUUGUUGACAGUAGUUUGUUGAUGUAUAUCAAAUAAUUGUUCACAUUUCAGAACUUUCAUUGAAUAAAGUACUUUCAGGUCACAGCCUUAAUAGGAUCAAUGGUAAAUAUCAUUUAUCCAAAGCAAUUUGGAGGAAUAUCACUGAAGUAAAAACUGUGCUGGCAUAGUGUCAUGUCAUUGCUGGGAUCAAAAUAUUGUGCAUGCCUUCUUACUUCAGUAUAUUAUUUCGGUGUUAAACAUGUACUGAAUGGAUACUGGGAUUCAUACGACAUGCAAAUAAUGCUUUGGAUUAUCGACAAGGUAAUGUUUAUUCAGUAGUAUGAUGAAUAAUACUCGGCAUGUUGAGAUUCAUAUAACAUGCAAAUAAUGCUUUGGAUUAUUGACAAGGUAAUGUUUAUUCAGUAGUAUGAUGAAUAAUACUCGGCAUGUUGAGAUUCAUAUAACAAGCAAAUAAUGCUUUGGAUUAUUGACAAGGUAAUGUAUAUUCAGUAGUAUGAUGAAUAAUACUCGGCAUGUUGAGAUUCAUGUAACAAACAAAUAAUGCUUUGGAUUAUUGACAAGGUAAUGUAUAUUCAGUAGUAUGAUGAAUCAUACCUGGUUUGCUGCAUUUUUCAAUUCACAUUCUAAUUUAUUUACUGCUGGUUACGAAAGUAAAACAGAAAUUUCAACAAAAACAACAUAGGGGUACUGUGGUGGACUCAAAGCAAGAAAACAGUGAUUUAUGUCCAUUCAUGUAUACUUUGUUGAUAUACCGGACUACCGGUGCAGGUAACCGUAGGCAGUAAAUGGAAUGAAGUCACACAUACAUGUGUGUGUGUACAUGUACAUGUUGGUGGUAGUAUAGUAGCAUUUGGUUAGCAGCACAUCUGUGAUGAUAUCCACUUAAUAAGCUCAGGUUGUAAAGGUAGCAUUCCACCAACAAGUUAUGUUUAUCUGUUCCACAGUAAAGAAAGAUGCAUAUUUAUGAAAAUCAGAUAAGAGAACAUGCCUUAAUGACUGAGUAUGGGCCAAGUGUAUGGAGGCUAGGACUGAAUGUUCUUGCACGGUUAAGUUCAUGCGUAGGUUCCUUAUUUAACCCUAAUGGGGGGGGGUUGAAAAAAGUGUGUAUAAUGGGAAGAUUCAGGACCGUUUGGGGUUUGAAACAAAAUGUUGGAAAUCAAGAGAUAUUGGCCUUUGUCUGCCACAUACAAAAACCUAUGGUGUUGUGAUAUCUGUUGAAGAUUUUCAUAAAUACCUCCUAUCUGCAUUUUCAAAUUUCUAUUUGACUGGAGAAAAAAAUCCAACAGCAAUGAUUGAUUUUGUUACGCCUCAUAAAAUACCUUGCUCUUAGUUUUCCAUGUUCCAUGUGUGUUAUUAGCAGAGGUAAAAUUAUAUCGACCAAAAACCUAAAAUGAUAUAAAUGGGAUCCACACUAAGAGAGGCCAAGGGUGGAUGCGAGAGGCCAGCUGGAGCCUUUUAUUUCUAAAAAAACCAAAUGACUAUUUCAUUUUGGUCCAUUUCAUUUCCUUCCCUUCAAAAAGCUUGUAAAAGCCUUAAACUGUAGUCCCAAACACUCAGGAAGGUGGUAAACGUCACAUGAAAAAUUUUCAAACAUUUGGCUCCCAUAAAACAAGCUAGACCCCUCCCCCAAAAAUUUGGUUCUGGAUCUGUUCUUGAGAGAAGUAAAAGCUAGGGUUAACAUGGGUGAUUCAUUUGGUUGUUAAAUAUAUACAUGUAUGUAUGUAUCUAAUAUUCAGAAAUUGCCCUGUCAUGCUAAGCAAGUCACCCAGUGCACUGUGUUUAGGCCCCUGCCCUUCCAGUCCUGUAAAUUUAACAGAUGUCGGUAAACAAACUAUAAGAUGUAUGGAACUGUAUAUGGAAUGGAACUGUAUAUGGAAUGGAACUGUAUAUGGAAUGGAACUGUAUAUUUUAAAUUAGGAAAUAAAAGAAGCACUACUGUUUAAACUCUAAA